Molecule: messenger RNA, 2551 nt
Organism: Dromaius novaehollandiae (emu)
Lineage: Eukaryota; Metazoa; Chordata; Aves; Casuariiformes; Dromaiidae
Gene: EFNA2
Product: ephrin A2
Exons: 4
Coding region: 76-678 (200 amino acids)
Biological process (GO): axon guidance; bone remodeling; ephrin receptor signaling pathway
Cellular component (GO): plasma membrane
Molecular function (GO): ephrin receptor binding
Source: RefSeq, a predicted model, not a curated record
CCGCGCCGCCCGCUGAAGCGGCCCCCGCCCGCCGCCCGCCGCGGAGCCCCGCGGAGGCAGCGCCCGCGCGGGACCAUGCCGCCCUGGCAGCUGCCCGCGCUCCUCGCCGCCCUCCUCGGCGUCUGCGUCUGGACCGACGAGACCGCGAAAGUCAUCUCGGACCGCUACGCCGUGUACUGGAACCGCAGCAACCCCAGGUUCCACGGCGGGGACUACACGGUGGAGGUGAGCAUCAACGACUACCUGGACAUCUACUGCCCGCACUACGAGGCCCCGCCGCCCGCCGAGCGCGCCGAGCGCUACGUGCUCUACAUGGUGAACGCGGAGGGGCACGCCGCCUGCGACCACCGCCACCGCGGCUUCAAGCGCUGGGAGUGCAACCGGCCCGACGCGCCCGGCGGGCCCCUCAAGUUCUCCGAGAAGUUCCAGCUCUUCACCCCCUUCUCGCUGGGCUUCGAGUUCCGCCCGGGCCACGAGUACUACUACAUCUCCGCUUCUCCCCCCAACAUGGUGGACAGGCCCUGCCUGAAGCUGAAGGUUUACGUGCGGCCGACAAACGACUCCCUGUACGAGUCGCCGGAGCCGAUCUUCACCAGCAACAACUCGUGCUGCAGCCUCGGGGUGCCGCGCGCCGUGCUCGCCGUGGUGCCCGUCGUCUGGACGCUGCUGGGCUCGUAGCCCCCGGCGAGGGGCCGAGCCGCGCCGCCCGUCGCUCCGCUUUCCCGAUUUCCCGAGUCGCCUCCGGAGCGGCCCCGCGCAUCCCACGGGCUCGGCGCAGCCCCGCUCCGGCGUCGGAGCCCCGGGAGCCACCGCAAGCGCCGCGCCGCCGCCGGGGACGGAUCCGGGCCGGAGGGCGCCUUCCUCGCCGCCGCGGCUCGGCUGGCUGCGACCCUCCCCUAGGAUGUUGCUUUUUACAUUUCUAGACCAAAAAUAGAGCCCUUUUUAAAAGAUUUUUUUAUUUUUGUUUUGGUUUUGUUGGUUUUGCCCCACUCGGUGCUUCCCCGUGCCGGAGACUGAGCCGCAAGGCGGGUGCCGCUCCCGGGGAUGGCGGCGGUGCCAGGGGCUGAUGGUGCUCGGCCCUCGCUGGCCCCCGGACGCGGCCGGAGCGAUGCCGGGCCGGGAGCCGCGGACAGCGCCGGGACGCCGGACCGGCCGGACACGGACGCCGAGGACGGUGCCGGGGGCUCUGCCGCGCCGGGCGGCCCCGUGCCUCAGCCCUGCGGAGACGGGGGCGCGGACGGACGGACGGACGGACGGAUGGAUGGACAGACAGAUGCAGGGCAGCCCGGAGGCAUGGACGGACGGACGGACGGAUGCGGGCGGCAUCGCCGCCUCCUUGCCGCGGUGCUCGCGGGGGCAGCACCGGCCCCGCCGGCGGGGCGAUGCUGCCCGGGGCUGCCCGGGGCUGGUGGGAGCGGGGGCCCCGGCUCCCUCCCCUCCCGCCCCAGCCCAAACCCGCGUUUCCCCCCCCCGGGGCUCGAUUCCCUGCAGCCGUCAGCAGCGGCGGGUCGGUGCCGGGCCGGCGCGGGAGCUGCCCGCGGGCUGCUUUCCCCUUUCCCUCCUUUGCAUUAAAAAAAGAAAUGCAGAACUGAGGUUGGCCCGAGGCCGCGCGCGGCGACGCAGCGAGGGUCCCGCGGCCGCUCCUCGCCUUGCGCCGUGCCGGGGUGUCCCGGCCGCAGCUCCCGCGGGCUCCGUGCCCGGCGCGGGAGGACGGCGGGAUGACGGAUAACGUACCGCAGCGACGACCCCUUUCCACGGACGCCUUUUCCGAGCGCCCGCCAGAGCCUUCCCUUGCCGCCCGGGAGCCGCGGCGGGCUCGGCCGCUCCGUCCCUGUACAUAGAGCCGGCAGGUGCUAUACUGUGACCUUUUUUUUUUAUGUAUUGUUGAGAAUGAAUUUUAUGGAAGGGUUUAUUUUAUUUCUAUUUUAUUUUUAUUUUUUAGACUAGGAAGCUGAAAUCUCGCAAUAAGCUCAUCUCGACCAUCCAAAAAAUACAAAAAGCGGUUAAAAAAGCCGCGUUCCCUGCCACCCCCCCGCCCCGCCCCGCCGCCCCCCGUGUGUCUAGAGCAGGUCGUGGUUCUCGAAGGCAAGCGAAAGCACCGUGUUCACCCCGCCGCGGCCGGGGGCCUCCGCAGCCCCCCCCCCCCCGCGGCCCCCCGCCACCGGCAGCGUGGUGAAGCCUGGCCUUCGGUCUGUGUUUUAUAUAUAUAUAUAGAUUAUAUAUAUAAAUAUCUAUAUUGUGUACAGCGACUGUGAGAGAGUUAAGGAGAAGCGAGUGAGGAAGCAGCGCUCCGUGCCGCUGCGGGGUCGGGGGGGGUCCGGGGGGGCGCAGGGGGGUCUGGGCCCGGGUUCGGGUCGGUCCGGGUGGUUCUGCGUUGGGGAGCAGCCCCCGCCGCGGGGGGGGCUGGCUUUGCUUGUGGGUCUCCGUUCAGCCUAGCUUCGUCCUUAGACACGCCGCUUUCGUCCUCGACGUCGUGCUGAUGGUAACCGCGUCACCACCUGGUUUGGAUUCUGUAUUUUUUUAUAAUAAAAUAAAAGUAAAUGUCCUGUGA